Messenger RNA from Guyanagaster necrorhizus, 580 nucleotides. RefSeq names its product ankyrin. Gene Ontology annotation, molecular function: protein binding. The transcript has a single exon. The coding region runs from base 10 to 438 and encodes 142 amino acids. NCBI's taxonomy places the organism in Eukaryota, Fungi, Basidiomycota, Agaricomycetes, Agaricales, Physalacriaceae. The record is from RefSeq and is a predicted model, not a curated record.
UCAUCCUACAUGUCUCUUCCUCCCGCGACCAUCGAAUUUGCCCAUCGUAUGUUCGACGCUGCCAGAAAUGGCGACUCCGCCGUCCUCGUCCCAGCCGUAAAAGCGGGAUUACCUCCCAACCUCACCAAUCCCGAGGGAAAUACCCUCCUCAUGCUCGCUGCGUAUGCUGGGCACCACGCACUUGCCAAGGAGCUCAUAUCACUCGGGGCUGAUCCCAAUCGCAUGAAUGAUCGCGGGCAGAGUAUAGUUGCUGGGGCGGUGUUUAAGGGUUACGGGGAUACGGUGAAGGUGCUGGUUGAGGCUGGAGCUGAUCCGAGAGCGGGGAAGCCGACGGCGAUUGAGGCGGCGUAUAUGUUUGGGAGGAAGGAUUUGAUGUUUGUGUUGGGUGCGAGGGAUGGGGACGUUGGUGGAGAUGUUCCAAGGCCGGUCGGUCGCUGAGCAAUCUCAGUUCAGAGACUGGGGAUACCACUGGUAAUCUCAAUUGCCCUUAUGAUAAUGUCUUUUGAAAUAUAUAUGAAUACUUGUGCAAACUUGCAAGCAAUGGUGACAUACUUGGGAUAUGGCAUGGAGCGGCGAGCUG